Messenger RNA from Amaranthus tricolor (Joseph's coat), 2024 nucleotides. RefSeq names its product cytokinin dehydrogenase 5. Gene Ontology annotation, biological process: cytokinin metabolic process. The transcript is spliced from 5 exons. The record is from RefSeq and is a predicted model, not a curated record. Lineage: Eukaryota; Viridiplantae; Streptophyta; Magnoliopsida; Caryophyllales; Amaranthaceae. Bases 129 to 1727 code for a protein of 532 amino acids. Gene Ontology annotation, molecular function: FAD binding; cytokinin dehydrogenase activity.
GCUAGCUAGCUCCCAGUCCCUCCUAUAAAUUAAUAUUGCUCUUCUCCUACCCUAGCCUCAUUUCCCACUCUCAAAAACAAUUCUUUCUUUUAAUUUAAACAUCCAAAUUAAUUAUUCUAUUCCAAUAUAUGGCUAUUAAGCUAUUUCUAACAGCAAUUGCAAUAUGUAGAUUGAUCAUAACAGUGGGUCUAACACUGGCGCCAACCCAAUUGCUCCAUCAUCUAAGCACCCAUCAUACAGAUAUGGAAACGGUGUCCUUAGAUUUUGGACGCAUGACUCGGACGGAACCAGUUGCCGUGUUCCGCCCCAGGUCUGCCGUUGAUGUGGCUGAAUUAGUGAAAGCUGCCACGUCAACAGUGGGGUUCACAGUCUCUGCUCGUGGUCAUGGACAUUCUAUAAAUGGACAAGCCCAUACUUCGGAUGGUGUAGUAGUGGAAAUGGCAAGAAGGAGAUUAAGGGACCGUAAUGAUCACACUGAUCAGUUCAGACCCAGAGUCAAUUUCAUACAACAGUAUGUGGAUGUUUGGGGGGGAGAACUUUGGGUGGAUGUGCUUAAGUCUACCUUAGUGUAUGGACUGGCGCCUAAAUCAUGGACUGAUUAUCUCUAUUUAACGGUGGGAGGGACCUUGUCUAAUGCUGGAAUUAGUGGCCAAGCUUUUAAUCAUGGUCCACAGAUUAGUAAUGUCCUUGAACUUGAUGUUGUUACAGGAAAGGGAGAGAUCAUGGCAUGUUCAGAGAAAAAAAAUUCAGAGUUAUUCCAUGCUGUAUUAGGAGGUUUAGGCCAAUUUGGUAUAAUUACUCGUGCAAGAAUUGCCCUUGAACCUGCUCCUCAAAGGGUUCGGUGGAUAAGAGUACUGUACAACAAUUUCACAGCGUUUACAGAAGACCAAGAGUACUUGAUAUCAUUGCAUGAUAAAGGAAGCCAAAAAUUUGAUUAUGUAGAAGGUUUUGUAAUAGUUGAUGAAGGACUAAUUAAUAAUUGGAGAUCCUCAUUUUUCUCCCCAAAGAACCCUGUUAAGAUAUCCUCUUUAGGGCCAAGGGCACGCUCAUCUAACAAUGGUGAUGUCUUGUAUUGCUUGGAGAUCACCAAAAAUUACUUGGAAUAUUCUGACUCCGUUGAUCAGGAAGUUGAUGCAUUAUUGAAAGAACUAGACUUCAUACCAGCUUCAGUGUUCACAACUGAUCUUCCUUAUGUGGAUUUCUUGGAUCGGGUUCACAAAGCUGAGUUGAAACUUCGGUCCAAAGGUUUGUGGGAGGUACCACAUCCUUGGCUAAACCUUUUUAUUCCUAAGUCAAGAAUUUCCGAGUUUGACCAAGGAGUCUUCAAAGGUAUUUUGGGAAAUAAGACUAGUGGACCCAUUCUUAUUUAUCCCAUGAACAAACACAAGUGGGAUAAUAGGACUUCUGUGGUUACACCAAAUGAGGACGUAUUCUAUUUGGUGGCUUUGCUAAGAUCAGCACUUGAAAAUGGUGAAGAAAUACAAAGUCUCAAGUACUUGACAGAUCAAAAUCGAAGAAUUUUGAAGUUCUGCGAGGAGGCCAAGAUUGGUGUUAAGCAAUACUUACCUCACUACACCACUCAACAAGAGUGGAUUAAGCACUUUGGCGAUAAAUGGGACCAUUUUCAUAAGAUGAAGAUGGAAUUUGAUCCUAAGCAUAUUUUGGCUACUGGUCAACACAUUUUUAGACCUAUUUUUAAUCUUAAUGCAGAUGCUUCUUUGAGAUGACAAUUUCGUAACAUUAUAAUUUAGACGACUAAGAGUCUAGGACUAAUCAGUACCAACUUUCAAGUAUGGCAUAGGCUGACUCCAAUUUAUAGAUAUUAGAUUGUACAGAGAAUUAGAGUUUAGUUGAAUAGCUACUUACCAAAGCCACAUCAGUGAUGAAGAUUAUUAACUAUAUUUAAUUUCUCAAUUUUUCGAUUUGUAAUAAUGCCAACAAAAACUAUAUUUAGUGGUGAUUUAGACCAAAGUCAAAGUUUCUUGGCAUCAUCAAGUCAAUUAAAACACCUAAUUAAACCCUAA